Molecule: messenger RNA, 1113 nt
Organism: Didymosphaeria variabile
Lineage: Eukaryota; Fungi; Ascomycota; Dothideomycetes; Pleosporales; Didymosphaeriaceae
Exons: 2
Coding region: 1-1113 (370 amino acids)
Biological process (GO): intracellular zinc ion homeostasis; zinc ion transmembrane transport
Cellular component (GO): membrane
Molecular function (GO): zinc ion transmembrane transporter activity
Source: RefSeq, a predicted model, not a curated record
AUGGCCCACUUCCACAUAUCGCGAAAGACGCGUCUACGGGCCGUCAUUGCGAUAUCAGUCACCUUCUUCGUCGCCGAAAUAUCAACCGGCUUCUAUACCAAAUCUCUUGCCCUGGUAGCUGAUGCGUUCCACUACCUGACCGACCUGAUCGGCUUCAUAGUCGCCCUCGUUGCAGUCCACAUGCAGGAACGUAAGGAUGCACCAGUCGCACUCUCUUUCGGUUGGGCCCGCGCCUCACUCCUUGGCGCCUUCUUCAACGGUGUCUUCCUACUUGCGCUUGGCCUCUCCAUCUUCCUCCAGUCUAUCGAACGCUUCGUCGAUAUCAAGCAGGUCGAGAACCCUGAGAUUGUCUUGAUCGUCGGAUGUAUCGGCCUUGCACUGAACCUAAUCAGUGGAAUAUUCCUACACGAACACGACCAUGGGGACGGUCACGGACAUGGAGACGGCCAUGGACAUGAGUCCAGCCACGCCCACGAUGAGGAAGCUAUCCGUGUCGAUGAGCUGUCCGGUCUCAAUCAUUCAGAGCACAACCACCAUAACAUCCUCACCUCCAAACCGCAUCGUGACCUCGGCAUGCUCGGCGCUCUAAUUCACGUCCUCGGCGACGCCUUCAACAACAUCGGCGUGAUCAUCUCCGCCCUCGUCAUCUGGCUCACGCAUUCGUCCAAGCGCUUCUAUAUCGACCCUGCUAUAAGUCUCUACAUCGCCCUUAUGAUAUUGGGAACCGCCAUCCCGCUUACCCGCCGAUCUGGCACCAUCCUACUCGAAUCUGCACCCGACGGCGUCGUACUAGAGCACGUGAAAAAGGAUCUCGAGAGCAUCCCGGGCGUGCUGGGUGUGCAUGAGCUGCAUGUGUGGCGAUUGAACCAGACGAAGAGCUUGGCGAGUGCUCAUAUUGUAGUGCGGGACACUGAGGUGCGAGAGUUUAUAGGGCGGGCGAAGAUAAUCAGCGAGUGUCUGCACGCCUAUGGAAUCCAUAGUGCCACGCUGCAGCCGGAAUUAGCUGAUGGGAGUGAGGUCGGAGCAGAAGGAGAGAUACAGGAAACUGAGGAAGUAGGAAAGUGUAAGCUUACGUGUGGGACUUUGUGUGAGCCGCUUAAGUGCUGUAAUUAG